Messenger RNA from Colletotrichum lupini, 1059 nucleotides. RefSeq lists its product as uncharacterized. The transcript is spliced from 8 exons. NCBI's taxonomy places the organism in Eukaryota, Fungi, Ascomycota, Sordariomycetes, Glomerellales, Glomerellaceae. The coding region runs from base 1 to 1059 and encodes 352 amino acids. The record is from RefSeq and is a predicted model, not a curated record.
AUGGCGAGAACUGAGUCAAGAAUCCUCAAACUUCACAGGUUGAACCGCUUGCUCCACACCCUCAUCGGGGCCGACGGCCGCUGGGAGAUACCCACCUCCCUCUUCCAGCUCAUGGUACGAAUACAGAUUGAGCUGCUGAAUCCCUCCGGAUUUUCAAAUACGAGGCUAUCAUACCUACGCAGACAGCCUAGAAUGCGACCCAUCUGUGCUGUUCGGAUGAAGAAAGCCUCAAAGGUCGAAUAUCAAGCUUUGCCUCGCUCCAUCAGCCUUGCCUUUGACUUGCGAGCGAGCGUCAAAGGCUGCCUGAUCUGGCCUGACUCUGCGCGGUUUGGCCGCUCAACAGGGAACCUCGAUCUUGCGGGAGCAAUGCCGACCCCGGCCAGCCUGGGUCGCGUCCGUCCGGCUGGAAUCAUCGACAUCCGACACCAUGCGAGUCUGGGGGCGCUCAAACCACCCGAAACCUGCAAGAAAACACACUCGAUGCGCUUUGUGCCUACAGCCCUUCGACGUCGCCAGACGAAGGGCAUGUUUGUGUUCGAGAAUGAGGACCCGGCCGCAGGACUCGUUGUUCCGAGGCGCGUGCGGCAGAAACGUUCCAGGGUUUGGCUUGACGUUGCCGAGCGGCCGUGGGCAUCUGCCAAUUCUCCGAGGCCCGCUUCAGGGCUGCAUUUCGAUAUUCUUUUCCCGGUUUCCUCGUCGCUCAAGGAGUCGUUUGACGACGAAUCAGCUUCCCGUGGUGCGGUUUCCCAGUCAGACCAGCAGGUGUUGCAAGUCACCCGCCAGACAACUCCGCCAAUAAGCAAGACUUCGAACAUUCUCGUCUUUGAGUCGUGUCUCCAGGCCGGUCUCGACCGGACAAACGAUAAGCUUGGGGAUUUGCAACCACCCAGAGUUACAUUCCGCGGUCGAUCUCCACGAUCGCAAAGACCAUCAAGAGGCCUUGCGUUGUUCGUCAUCUCCCUACGGAUACUAGGCGGACCGCUCCGUAAAGCCAACCCGGAGCCGGUGCGUAGUGCCCAAGGACGGCCCAGAAACACACAGACCAAUCGUGCCGAGUAA